This is a messenger RNA of Blastocystis hominis, 807 nucleotides long. RefSeq lists its product as hypothetical. Gene Ontology annotation, cellular component: catalytic step 2 spliceosome. Gene Ontology annotation, biological process: mRNA splicing, via spliceosome. NCBI's taxonomy places the organism in Eukaryota, Bigyra, Opalinata, Blastocystidae. The record is from RefSeq and is a predicted model, not a curated record. The transcript has 6 exons. The coding region runs from base 1 to 807 and encodes 268 amino acids. Gene Ontology annotation, molecular function: protein binding.
AUGAAGGAUGGUUUUUUGAUCAAACGAUAUAAAGGUCCUCAUAGUAAUACUGUGAACGAUGUCUCCAUAUCUCCUGACAAUCAGGGUUUUGUGUCUUGUGGAGAUGAGCGCGAUAUUUUCUUUUGGGACGUGACGAAUGCACGUGUCAUUCGGAGGUACCUAAUCGUUUAUUCGAUCAUCCAGAGAGUCAAUUCGGUAUGCUUCAACAAGGAAGGAACAGUGUUUGCUUCUGGAAGCUAUGAUACCACUGUGAAGUUGUGGGAUGUUCGAUCGCAUGACCGUGGUGGCCAGUGCAUUCAAACUCUCCCAGAGGCGAAGGACAGCAUUGUUUCUGUCAUUCUCGACGAAACAAGCAUCAUUUCGGGGUUCUCUCUUGUUCUCGCUUUGAGUUAUAGGAGUGUGGACGGCAGCAUCCGAUCCUACGAUAUUCGCGCAGGAAUGAUGAACCAGGAGCAGCUAAAUGUCCCCAUCAGUUCUGUCUCCGUUUCUCGCGACGGGCAGUGCUACGUUGCCAGCACGACAUCCAGCACAGUUGUAGUAUUGGAGCGAACGACUGGGCAGCUUUUGAACGAGUACAAGUCGCAUCGAUCCGAGGAGUAUAAAAUCGAGAGCAUUUUCAACAACACGGACGCGUAUGUGAUCACUGGGAGCGAGGACGGAGAGAUCGUGGUUUAUGACUUGGUGACAGCGGAGCGAAAAGCCGCGCUGAAGCAUCAUCGACUUCCUGUGUGCAGCGUGGCGCAGCAUUUCGCGCGGAACACGCUGUUGGCAGGGUCGUUCGACGGGACGAUCUCUGUGUGGGACUAG